ACCAUGACCCGCGUUCUUAUCUUCGGCACCGGUAGCAUCGGCUCCGUAUAUGCCUACAUCCUCGACCGAGCAGGCUGUUCUGUAAUCUGCAUCUGCCGCUCGAACUACGACGUCGUCGCAACCAAUGGCUUCACAAUCAACAGCGCCAUCUUCGGACAAAACCUAACCGUGCGCCCUCACGUAGUCAAAAGCGUCGAAGAUGCGGCCACGUACGCUCAAGAACAAGGUCAAGACUUCGACUACAUCAUCGUGAGCAGCAAGGCCUUCCCAAAUGCCACCCCCAGCACCGCCAGCGUCAUCGCUCCCGCCGUUGGCAAGUCCACCGCCAUUCUCCUCAUCCAAAAUGGCAUCGCCAUAGAGGAAGAGUACGCAACCGCCUUCCCCGCAAACUCCAUCAUCUCCGCCGUGACCUACGUUCCCGCCACGCAAACGGCGCCAGGUCUCGUCACGAUGGGCGCCCUCGACGGCCUCGAAAUCGGAACCUAUCCAGCCGAGCCGCUAGACAGCGCUAUGCCCGCUGUAACAGCGUUGAAGCGCCUCGCUGAGCUGGUUGCUGCCGGUGGCGCCACAGUCACCUGCUACCCUGACGUCCAGGUCCGUCGCUGGCGCAAGAUGAUCGUCAACGCGACGUGGAACCCCACGUGUGCACUUGCGCAUCAGAGCGACGUGCAGUUCAUGGACGCAUCUCCGCAGUCGAUCGAGUUCAUCUGGGACGCUAUGCUCGAGGUUGUCGCCGUGGCGCAGGCACUGGGCUAUGUUGAUGUUACUGUAAAGGAUGCGGAGCAGCAACUCGACCGUGCAAAAGGACGCAUUGGAACCAAGGGCAUCGAGUUUAGCAUGUUGGCGGAUGUGAAGGGAGAGAGGCCCAUGGAAGUUGAGGCAAUUGUUGGGAAUGCGGUUAGGCUCGCAAAGGAAAAGAGCGUGUCAACGCCGUACCUUUCCGCGUUGUAUGUACUUUCAAAGGGACUGGAUACGGGGAUCAUGCAUAGAGCGGCAAACAUUUAGAAAGCAGAUGAUAUUAGAGCAUGUAGACAAACAAAACAAAGCCAAAACCCAACCCAUCACCAACUCCAGUCUGUACCUAGACUUUCUUCCCCUUACCCCACACAGCCGAAAAUGGCACAUACUUUGAAGGAUUUUCCUCCCCCUGAGUCCACCUCAACACCACCAAACUUUUUGCCACCUGAAACUCCCGAAUCCCCAUAUCCUUCUCAUCCUCCAUCCACCCGCCUUUCUUAUACGCACUCCACACACCCCAACAAACUACCCGCACAGCCUUGAGCUUAAACUCCUCGUCCAGCUGCUCCUGGUCUUUCUCCUCGGCAUACUCCUUCGUACGAUUCAUCGUCUUCUCAUUAAACGCAAUCAUCGUCUGAGGUGUGUAUAACUGAUCCUUGUACACCCCACCGCAGUGAUAAAUCGUGUCUCCAUCCAGGCGCAUGCGCAAGUGCAUCCGUGCCGCCAGCG
This is a messenger RNA of Aplosporella prunicola CBS 121167, 1467 nucleotides long. RefSeq lists its product as uncharacterized. The record is from RefSeq and is a predicted model, not a curated record. Gene Ontology annotation, biological process: pantothenate biosynthetic process. Bases 4 to 1005 code for a protein of 333 amino acids. Gene Ontology annotation, cellular component: cytoplasm. NCBI's taxonomy places the organism in Eukaryota, Fungi, Ascomycota, Dothideomycetes, Botryosphaeriales, Aplosporellaceae. Gene Ontology annotation, molecular function: 2-dehydropantoate 2-reductase activity. The transcript has a single exon.